UGACAUAGGCGUAAGAUUACGUUUCUGUCUUUGCCACGACAACUUCCGGUGUCUGGUGUUCAUGUGGUAGCAUAGUGGUUGUAAACAUAAACACUUAUUUUGAGUUUUAUAGGGAAGAAUUACAGGCAAGUAUAAUUUAGUAACGAUUACAAAUCUGAGAUAAAUACAUAUUGCGUGAAGGAGGAUCGGAAUUCAAGUGAAAGUGCUUGGCAAUUUAGCCAAUCUCCCAGAUUAGACAGUUGGCUAGCAGCAUAGACUAACGUUAACGUUAUCAUAAAUGUCUAGUUGGGUAGCUAACGUUAGCGUUAACUACCGUUACUCAAUAAACUGCGAUCACCUCUGGACAAGCUCAUGCUUUCAUCGAUUGGCUACGUUGUCUAACUCGCUCUAGACAUAUAGUUGGUUAGUAUUUUUUAGCCACCCGUUUAGCAAAUAUAAUCCCUAGGGUAGUGUAUCGUAACGUUAGUAGGCUAGCUAGCUAACGUUCAGUAGUUAAGUUUGCCCAUGCGGUAAUUUAGUUGUCGCUUAGUAGGGGUUAGUUGAGGAAAGUAAAGGUUGGCUACCGUACUGCACGUUUAAGCAGGCAACUGUUUAGCUCUGUUUUUGGUUACAGGUGUGUGGAAAAAGUAACCUUAGCAUAGCCAAUGGGUUUGGUCUGCACUUCAUGAUUUUUAAAAUUGUAAUUGAAAUGUGAAAAUGUGGUGUAAUAACGUCCAUAUUGAUAUAAAUAUGGAGGCAAUCUAGAUGGCAACAUUAUAUUAACAUUAGCUUAAUUUGGCCCCUCUAUAGCCGGUUAAGUUGUCUGUCGAGAUUUCUUUCCACGGGAGUGUUUUUCUUUCCACUGGGGCUUUCAGACCUGUUCAGAACUGUUUUUCUGGUGUAUUUGUGACAGUGUAUCUGUAAACUGCUUGACAAAUAAAAUUGAAUUAGUUAAAACAGCCAGUUUAAUCAGUUUCAGCACCUAAAUGUUUAGAACAGAGGCAGAUAACUUGGUUAUGUUAUAAACCAGGCACCAAGAAGAUGUCAAGUAAUUAACAUGACCGGUCAUCCAAAAAUGUAAUUAAGGGCUCCGUUUCUAAGAGCAACCGUUGUAAAAAAAGAAAAAGCGAGCUCCUCCUCUCACGCCCGCCUGCCGAGUCUUCCGCCGUGCCGUCGCCCGUCUCAUGGAGCCGGAGCUUUUGACAGAAGUGCCGGCGUCGCUGAAGCGCUUGGCCAAGCAGGUGGUGCGCGGCUUCUACGGGGUGGAGCACGCGCUCGCCCUGGACAUCCUCAUCCGCAACCCGUGCGUGCGCGAGGAGGACAUGCUGGAGCUGCUCAAGUUCGACCGCAAGCAGCUGCGCUCCGUGCUCAACACCCUGAAGGCCGACAAGUUCGUCAAGUGCCGCAUGCGCGUGGAGACGGCGGCGGACGGCAAGACCACGCGUCACAACUACUACUUCAUCAACUACCGGCUGCUGGUGAAUGUGGUCAAGUACAAGCUGGACCACAUGCGCCGGCGCAUCGAGACGGACGAACGCGACUCCACCAACCGCGCCUCCUUCCGCUGCCCCUGCUGCUUCAACACCUUCACCGACCUGGAAGCCAACCAGCUCUUUGACCCUUUGACCGGGACGUUUCGCUGCACGUUCUGUCAGACAGAGGUAGAGGAGGAUGAGUCGGCCCUGCCGAAGAAGGACGCACGGACGCUGGUGGCGCGCUUCAACGAGCAGAUCGAGCCCAUCUACGUGCUGCUGCGUGAGACCGAGGACAUCAACCUGUCCCCCGACCUGCUGGAGCCCGAACCCGCCGAGAUCCCCGCCCUCAAGCAGAGCCGGGAGCGGGCGGCGCAGGCAGCGGGCGGUGCGGCCGGGGCGGGCCCCGGGGCCCCCCACCAGGAGACGUGGUCGACGAGGGGCUCGUCGUACGCAGACCUGUACACGCAGAACGUGGUGAUUAGCAUGGACGAGCCCGACCAGCAGAGGAGGCAGGCGGCCGAGGGGAAAGCCCCUCGAGAGAGGCCCGUGUGGCUGACCGAGAGCACCGUGCAGGGGGCUUACAGCGAGACCGACGCCCUCAACAACGCCGGAGAGGACGCAGGCGGGAAUCGCCAGGGCGAGGGCGGGCGGGACUCGCAGCCCAACGAGAACGAGGAGGUGAUGCGGGCCCUGCUCAUCCACGAGAAGAGGGGCGCGGGCGGGGCCGCGGGCGGGGCCUCGGGCGGGGCCGGGGCGGGACCGCACCUCUCGGCAGCCAAUGCCAGCGACUCGGAGAGCGACACCAGCGAAUCGGACGAGGACACCCCGCCCAGGCCGCCCGCCCGCAGCGGAGGGCACAGGGAGGAUGAGGAGGAGGAGGAGGAGGAUGAGUUCGAGGAGGUGGGCGAGGAGGAGCCCAUGGUGCUGGUGGGGGGGAGGUCGUUCUCCUACCACGCGGUCAGCCAGCGGCCAGAGCUGGUGGAGCAGAUGAGCCCCCAGGAGAAGGAGGCCUACAUCGAGAUGGGCCGCAACCUUUUCCAAAACAUGUUCUUCUGAGUUCCCUCCUCUCUCUGCUGCUCUCGUUUUCUCUCUUUCUGCGACUGAUGAACAAGCUCAUGGUUCUUUCCUUCCCUCAGUGAUGCCUGGGAGGCAGCUGCUGCCCCCAAGAGCAGGUUGGCCAGCAGGUUCAGCUCAGCCAACCACAGAUUAUGUGUGCAUACUUCUUCGCAGGCAGUGUAAUGUAUUUUUGUAUCAAAUCUAUCAAUAGUCAUUGAGCUAGCUAUUUUGAUAAUCUGCCGUUGUUAGUUCUCUCGUUCUAGAAGGUGCUGCCUUUCAGGUGAAACUGAGGGAAGGAAAAUACCUUGGGCGAUGAAUAUUAGUCGCUUUGUUUUUGCGGAAGCAGCAUAGUUGACAUUCCCUUUGAGUGGUCCAUUGUGUGAGGUAUUUCCAGAUGUUCUGCUAUCGAACCACUCGAUCGCUGAUGGACACAAACGGCAGUAAUAGCAGUUGGGUAGUAAUCUCCAAAACUCCUGACCUUCCCUUUGUGGAUGUCUCUUGUAUUGUAUGUAAGAGAGACAGAGCCCCUAUGUUGACAUACAUGGUUGAGGACUUUUACUGUUGUAGAAAAGUUUCACACCUUUCAGUUGAACAACAACGCAAUGUGUUCACCUAUCUGAGGUUACCUUUGUUUACUUAAUGUUCAUAUGUUUGUGCACUUUGCAUUAACUGAAGUGUGCUGGUGUAUAGUGAUUUUCUCCUCACCCUGUAUAGUAUUCAAAGGGGGAAAAACCAAAGCCGUGGAAGAUCCAGGUGAUGUUUGGAUUCCUCAUUGUCAGAAGUGCUAGCAAUUUGCUAGAAACGGACGGAAACGCAACAUUUUCUGAUUUAAUCCGGCACAGUGUCUUAUGGAUUUUGCUUCUUAUUGUCAGUGUUUAGCGGCUUAUUCCCAUUGCAACGUUUCAGGGUUACAACUGAUAAGGGGGUGGGCUGCUUUGUGUGUUCUACAAGUGUAAACAUAUUGGGAUUUAACAAAGCCAAAGCCAGGCUCAGCUUAUAUCAUGCUCAUUUGUUGGAAAAUGGCAUUUAGCGUAACUUCUCCACAAAGGCUUUUUUGCCCCGUUCAUGUGCUGCUUCGGUGUUGAGAAAAUAAAGCCCAGUUUCUCAGACAGAAUGUUUUUUGCAGGCAGUUUGUGUUUUUUCUUUUGUGGUCCGGUCAUCCUGAACUCGGCAUUCUUGCUCCCAUUCACCCGCCCCAUUUCCAUCAAUGUAUCCGUUCUUUAUUUGUUCUUUCCUUUCCGAGAUUAGUGCGGUAUCCCUCAUCAUACCCCUACUCAGGGUCUUGUCGACCCUCUGAAACGCAGUCGGAGUGAACUUCCUGUUGCUGGAUAAACAGAAUGGAAAGCGUUGGCAGAGGUUUUUGAAGUGUCGGAGGGGUUGGGAUGCAGGGGCGGGGGGCUUGCGGGGGAGCUAACAGGCAGGAAGCACAUGUUUCUGCAGGUGCUUUCCCAGCAGGUCAGAGACAAACUGUACAGUACAAUUUGUUCUUAAUUUCUGGAAUCUUCUCUCCUUCCUACAGUACCACUGCAGUGUUUAACAUAAGAAGAAGAAAGGACUAUCUGAGAGGGCUUACUAAUGGUUAAAGGAAAUCGAUGCUUAUUGAAUUUAUGACAUUUGCUGCAAAGUUCUUGAAGCUGUUGUUAAAAUGGGUUGUUUUGGAUGUAUUUUUUGGUUAAUUAUUUGUAUUUUCUGAACUCCUGCCCUUUGCUUUGCUAGUCUACUUUUCUUUUUUUUCAUUUGAUGAAAUUCUUUGUGAAAGAGCUUAACCCUGUUACAGUCAUGUAUCUUUGUUUCUCAUUUUGGCCUUGCUAAUCAGCGGCACUAAUGGCAAUAAACAGUGGUUUUUGUUAAAGCA
Molecule: messenger RNA, 4365 nt
Organism: Conger conger (European conger)
Lineage: Eukaryota; Metazoa; Chordata; Actinopteri; Anguilliformes; Congridae
Gene: gtf2e1
Product: general transcription factor IIE, polypeptide 1, alpha
Exons: 5
Coding region: 1164-2510 (448 amino acids)
Biological process (GO): transcription open complex formation at RNA polymerase II promoter; transcription initiation at RNA polymerase II promoter
Cellular component (GO): transcription factor TFIIE complex
Source: RefSeq, a predicted model, not a curated record